AUGAAGGCUACACCAUUGCUCAUCGCCUGGCAUAACGACAACACCCCCAUCUACUCGGUCCACUUCGAUCCCAAUGGGAAGGGCCGUCUGGCUACGGCUGGAAAAGUGGAUUCGACUGGCGAAGAUCGAACCGUCACGUAUCUGAGUACACUGGUGAAACACACGCAAGCCGUCAAUGUCGUUCGGUUCAGCCCCAAAGGUGAGAUGCUGGCAUCUGCUGGGGAUGAUGGCAACGUCCUCCUUUGGGUGCCGUCGGAACUACAAACGCAGCCUGGCCUCGGAGAGGACCGAUCGGAUGAUAAAGAGACAUGGCGGGUGAAGCACAUGUGUCGCUCGUCAGGUGCUGAAAUCUACGACCUUGCCUGGUCUCCAGAUGGCGUCUUUAUCAUCACGGGGAGCAUGGAUAACAUUGCUCGUAUCUACAAUGCCCAAACUGAUCCUCUCAACGAGUUCGUCGCAACUCAGUCGUCGGAUCGCUCAGUUCACAUCUACAGCCUGAAAACGAAAGACGGCCAAUUUACCCUCACGUCUCAUGGCAAGUUUCUAAAGAUGGACCUACCGGCCAAACGAAUUUCGUCCAGUAGCCCGGCGCCUCCAGACCCUUCAAUCCGGUCUCAGCCACCUCCCAGCAGCUCUGUGACUAUCACCUCCCCAGCGCCAUCAACGCCAGGGACCCCAAUGACUUCGAAUUUACCCAUGGAUCCCCCGCCAGUAUCCCAUAGCCGUCGGUCCUCAUUUGGGUCCUCUCCGUCGAUCCGCCGUUCUGCCUCGCCAGCUCCCUCAUUACCGCUGCCUGCAGUCAAGCCCCUUGAAGUACCGUCCCCGGGGGUGCUGAGCGGUCUCGGGGUCAAGAACGCCAGCAUCUACGCCAAUGAGACUUUCACAUCUUUCUUCCGGCGAUUGACGUUUGCUCCAGACGGUAGCUUACUGUUCACUCCUGCCGGCCAGUAUAAGACAUCUCAUGUAUCAGCAACGGACCCGGCGAAGACUACCGACGAAAUUAUCAACACGGUCUACAUCUACACCCGAGCGGGUUUCAACAAACCGCCCAUCUCCCACCUCCCGGGCCAUAAGAAACCAUCCGUUGCAGUCAAAUGCUCUCCGAUUUACUACACCCUACGUCAGGCCCCUCAGCCUGCCCGCCAUAUCACCCUUGAUACUUCUUCCGGCGAAGAAUCUUUCGCUUCUCUGCCUGAGCCGGUCGUCAAAUCUUCAACCGAACGCCCCUCAAUGGAACCACCGUCAACCAGUGCGACGAAUGAUUCGUCAAAGAGCAGCCAGCCCUCUAAAGAUGACAGCGCUGCCGCCCCGUCCCCUGCACCCGUCUUCUCUUUGCCAUAUCGCAUAGUGUACGCUGUCGCCACACAGGAUGCUGUAAUGGUGUACGAUACCCAACAGCAAACGCCGAUAUGUGUGGUCAGCAACCUUCACUUUGCCACAUUCACAGAUCUGACGUGGUAA
Molecule: messenger RNA, 1461 nt
Organism: Aspergillus terreus NIH2624
Lineage: Eukaryota; Fungi; Ascomycota; Eurotiomycetes; Eurotiales; Aspergillaceae
Product: putative chromatin assembly factor 1 subunit B
Exons: 4
Coding region: 1-1461 (486 amino acids)
Biological process (GO): DNA replication-dependent chromatin assembly; nucleosome assembly
Cellular component (GO): nucleus; CAF-1 complex
Molecular function (GO): protein binding
Source: RefSeq, a predicted model, not a curated record